AUGCGUUCCAUUGGUGGAAAACGCUGGUUGGUCCUUGCACUGUGCUGCUUGUGGGCAUUGUACUCUGAGACCUUCACGCCUGGGCAGUUGAGGCAGUUGCCCAGAUGGGGCAGAGUCAGGGCGCGCGCAGCGGCAGGCAGCUCUCGCGCGGGCGCGGAGAAGGAGGUGGCCGAGGAAAGGUUCCCACUGCAAGCCUUGAACAUCGGUCAGAUGGUGGAAGGGCGAGUGACCUACAUGAACGUCCGGGGGGCAUCCCUGGCCUAUGUGGACAUUGGCGCUGAAAAAGACGCCGUCUUGGAGUAUGGCGAGAUGGAGGAUGGUUUUCCCAGCAAGCUGACUCCAGUGAGGAAAGGCAGCAAGGUGGAAACCCGGGUGUUGGAGUACGACGAGGACUUAGACCGCCUGUACUUGACCAGGAGGUCCGGGAGCUUGUCGCGACCUGCCAGGCUGGCUAAGGCCGAGGAGAACCACGACCCAGAGCCCUUGCGGAGGGUUGCGGAGUCGGAAUUCCUGGACGCCGAAGCAGGGGCAGCCAGUCGCUUGCCGUUGAGUGUAGAUUGGGCUGAGGAUUGGUUUGCCGAAUCAAAAACGUUGGAAAACCUCUGUGUGUGCACGAAACUCGACACAAGAGCGUUUUCUUUCAGAUUGUGUGGCGCAGGCAUCACCUCACAGAUUUUACACAGAAAGGUAAAGAGAAAGAGAAGGGAAAGAGAAAGAGAAGAAAACGGAAAGGACAAGGACAACACAAGAAGAAGAGACUGCAUGCCAGCUUACUUGCUCAAAGUGCACAGGGUAUGCUGA
Molecule: messenger RNA, 801 nt
Organism: Effrenium voratum
Lineage: Eukaryota; Dinophyceae; Suessiales; Symbiodiniaceae
Source: the annotation of a GenBank genome assembly